AUGAGUGUACAGUACGUCGACUUUGAUGGUCCCGAUGAUCGUUCCAUACCCUUCAACUGGCCAAUGCGAAAACGAGUAUAUAUCUCGGUUUUGCUGGGACUCCUUACAAUGGUUGUGGCAAUGGCAAGUAGCAUCUUUACUUCAGCCAUACCCACCGUGAUCAUGAUGUACAAUAUCGACAGGGAGGUAGCAACUCUAGGUGUUUCUCUCUACGUCCUUGGAUUCGCCACUGGUCCCUUAUGUUGGGCUCCUUUCUCCGAACUAAAAGGAAGAAAGCUUCCAUUGGUUACAUCUGCCUUUGGAUUUACCGUGUUCUGUUUUGCGACUGCCGUUUCGAAAGACCUUCAGUCCCUUAUGAUACUCAGAUACUUCACGGGCUUUUUUGGGGCAGGUCCCCUGACUCUUUCGGGAGCAGUCUAUGCUGAUAUUUUCCCGCCACAGCAACGGGGCAUUGCGAUGGUCGGGUUUUGUCUGAUGGUGUUUAUCGGCCCUCUUACAGCCCCGUUCAUCGGCGGGUUCACUGUAAUGAACCAUAGUCUCGGUUGGCGCUGGACGGCAUAUAUACCUGGAAUUCUAGGCAGCGGCUUUUUCGUUCUUUUACUUACUACAAUAAGCGAAACCUAUGCCCCGGUACUCCUCUGUUGGAAGGCGGAUCGGCUACGUCGCGAGCAGGGUGAUUGGUCUAUUCAUGCGAAACAUGAGGAAAUAAACCUCGACUUGCGAGCUAUCGUUGCCGACUAUGUCAGUCUUCCAUUGAAAAUGUUAGCUCUCGACCCGAUCGUGCUAUGUAUGAGCGUCUUCGCCUCGUUCGUAUACGGGCUCUUGUAUCUUUUCUUGACUGCCUAUCCUAUUAUAUUCCAACAGAUUCAUGGCAUGAGCCCCGGAGUCGGCGGGCUACCCUACAUCGGAAUCAUCGUGGGACAGCUAUUUGGCGCGUUCGGAGUAUUUGCAAUGCAGCCAUGGGUCCUACGACAGAUGAAGGAGAAUGGAGGCAUCAUAAUGCCGGAGUGGCGCCUGCCUAUCGCGGUUCCAGGAGCAGUCGCCUUCUCAGGAGGCCUAUUCUGGCUGGGCUGGUCGGGCUAUCGACGAAGCAUAUCAUGGGUAGCUCCCACAGUAUCGGGCUUGCUUACCGGGUUUGGUCUACUGACAAUGUUCCUGCCCUCGAUCGCGUAUGUGGUAGAGGCACGACCAAAAAAGGCCGCUUCGGCUGUCGCUGCACACACGUUUCUUCGCUCAUUGGCUGGCGCCAUAUUUCCACUUUUUGCUUUUUAUAUGUUCGACGCUCUGGGGGUGGAAUGGGCCUGCACGCUGCUUGGAUGUGUCGCGGCUCUCCUCAUCCCAAUACCUUUGCUGCUCUACAUCUACGGUGCCCGAAUCAGGAAUCGCUCCGGGUUGUCGGAUGAGUCUUAG
Molecule: messenger RNA, 1410 nt
Organism: Aspergillus bombycis
Lineage: Eukaryota; Fungi; Ascomycota; Eurotiomycetes; Eurotiales; Aspergillaceae
Product: MFS transporter
Exons: 4
Coding region: 1-1410 (469 amino acids)
Biological process (GO): transmembrane transport
Molecular function (GO): transmembrane transporter activity
Source: RefSeq, a predicted model, not a curated record